AUGCUCGCGCUAUCAAAGAGCGUUCUAAACCAGGAAUCACAAACACAGCUGAUUACCAGCAACAUGCGCGCCGCUCAGUCACGCAGCUUGAGCGCCUCCAAGCCAUUGGCUACCACUUCGCCUUCUUCACAUUCUAUUGCGACCAAGAUCUUUAUGCAAGCUCACCCUUUCCGUCCCGAUGAACGAAGCUCGAUAUCGAAAGCGUUCCAUCAGAUACGGCAGCUUCAACAGAAGAACGAGGCACUCGCACGUGAACGCGCCGCACUUCAAGGUUAUGUCGUUCAACUCGAGGGUCGGCCGACAACUCAGCAACACGAUGAUAUUGCCGCAGCGCACGCGCUUGUUAAAGAGCACGUUAACGUUCUGGUCGCGAAGGGGAAUGCAUUAUCUGGCACAUGUAACCUCCAGAAAGCCAUCAUCGCCGCCAAAGACCGCGAGAUCACCGAACUUCUACAUGAUCAGGAACGAGACAGGAGCGCUCUUGAUACUUUACGCGGAAAGCGCCGAGCAGACCGAAAGGCCAUAGACGAAUGGUCUUGUCGUAUCGCCGACCUAGAGGGGACAUGCAACGAGCAGGCGAGCACUAUUGCUAUUCUUCGCAAGGAAAGUAGUGGUUCGAAAGCCAAAGUACACGGCUUAUCCGAAUUCGUCUCCAAGAAGGAUGAGGAGCUAGCUCGGCUGAAGCUAGCUCUAGACGCAGCCGCUGCCAUCCAUGGAAACCAUAACGCCCUACCCGAAGGAAGCGACUCAGUUGCUUGCAAUUGCAAAGCCAACUUGGUGAAGCAAAACAGUACAUAUCGAAAGCUUUCCGACCAUUUUGCGGAGAAAAGCAAGCUCUGGGAAAAUACCGAGGAGAACAUCAAGCGUGCAGCCCUCAUCGCUCAAGCGGAAACUCGUAACAACCACGCAAACUGGGUGCAGAUCUUGCAAGAGAAGGAUGCCACCAUCGCUGAUCUAGGGACUACACUAGAGGCCGCAAUGGCCAAAGGCGACCUAGCCAAGCAUACCCAGCACGCCAUUAAGACGCAUCAAGCCUUGCGUAAGAAGAACGCAGCAUUGAGCAAAGAGAACAAGAACCUCAAGACGGAUGUGCAGAAUCUGCUCGAUACCAAUCAGUCGAAUGCAGAUCGACUGACCGCGUACUUGAAGAAGCUUGAGACGCUGCAGGCCGAACGCACAGAUGCGGUCGAUCAAGUCUCCCAUCUGAACGAUAAACUGACGAAGUGCAAUAAAUACGCUUCGGAUUUGCAGAAGUUCAUCGCUGCUGCAGCUGCCAAGGCGAACCAGGGCGAUAUCUCCAACCCCACAGACUGCGUUCCACGAGCCACUGUUAACGGCAUCGUGGCAGAGGCCAUAGCGGAGUAUUACACGCAGGCAAAACAACUUCGCGCUGAGCUUCAGCAGGAACAAGAGACACGUCGACACAUUCAAGCCAAAUUGGACCAGUGUGACAAGGAUCUCUUCACACACCAGACCGAGGAGCAAGAUCGCUUAGCCAAGGUAGCUGGGCUUGAGCGCAAAGUGCAGUCACUGAAAGCACAAGAGAAGCUUCUCGAAGACCAAAUCCAGAGCUGUCAUGCCUUGGUCAGCGCUACAAACACCACCAGCAGCUCACAUGCUUUCGAAAUGCAUCGCCUGAUCCUCAACCAGAUUCACCCACUCCAAACAGAUAACAGGAAACUCAUCGCCGAGAAGUACGAACUCCUGAAAGAUGUCGAUGGGUAUAAGCGUGAGGCACUCGAUACGCGCGCAAAGUGCGAACGCAGGAUCGACAACUACCGAGCAUGGUAUAAAGACUUCGAGAUGCAUUACUGGCACGUCGCAGUUAUCGAGCGCGAUAGCCUGCACGAGGAACUUGCGUAUUGGAAGAAGAAGUGUGGCAAAGAACACUUUUACUGCUCCACGGCUUCAAGCCGCUUAGUCCACGACAGGCGUUUGCUACAGUUUGCGCUACGGGAAGACCACGGCCUCACCAAGAGCAUGCUUCCCAAGGAGUACUUCGAUCCAGACUUCCUCAAGGGCUGCCACUCAGCAGUUGAGCUGGCUUUGCGCAAGCUCUGGCCGGACUUCUGGCAGUACUUGGAGGGACAUGCCGCGUGGGUGCCUCUCACGGUUCCCCUUCUCACAGGCGAGGGUGAGAUCGUCAUGGAUGAGGCUACUCGUGCGGCGUCGAAUGCGCGGCUGGCGGAGUUCAAGAAGGAACUUAAGGCGCUCGACGAAAAGCUCGAAGAGGCGCAUCGCAAGAUGUUUGACAUUGACGAUGGGUCGGACAGCGACGAGGAAGAGAAGGCCGAUGAAAACGAUGAUUCCGACGGUAGCAAAGACUACAUCGGCACGCCUUCCAAUACCCCAGGCUCACACGACACAGGUGAUACGUCACCGCCUUCUAGCAAGCACAGAUCUCAUGAGCGAGAAGACCCGAACGAUAGCACGAAGGCUGACGACUGCCAUCCUGAUGAUGGCCAAAAUCCAACAGCGAUCAGAGAGGAAGAGGCGCGGGAGUUUGAUGAGCUACCUGCAUUUGCAAAGACGAUGCUUGCGCGCAUCAGCGCACACGAAGCCGAGAAUGAGAAGCUUGCCGGUUAUGUCGCUGAUGAAGACAUCGAUCAAGACGCGUUCCUAGCGCAGUAUGGUCAGGGUAUUACGGGUUCUCAAAACAGCAAUCUACCUAACCCGACCGAAUCUAUCCAAGUCGCUGCGCCCGUCGAAGAAAUCAGCAUCGACCGCCUGGACGUGAAUGGUGAGGACGGGCGUACUCUUGAGCAACGAGUCGCUGAGGAAUACGUGGAGGGUGAGCAUAACACGUUUUCUGAAGAGGAGUAUGAUGACUUUGAUGAUGGGAUGAAGAAGAAGUAUCGCGAGGCUAUGGUGGAAGCUGUGGUCGAGGGUCUGUAA
Molecule: messenger RNA, 2895 nt
Organism: Alternaria ventricosa
Lineage: Eukaryota; Fungi; Ascomycota; Dothideomycetes; Pleosporales; Pleosporaceae
Exons: 3
Coding region: 1-2895 (964 amino acids)
Source: RefSeq, a predicted model, not a curated record